Molecule: messenger RNA, 2838 nt
Organism: Oldenlandia corymbosa var. corymbosa
Lineage: Eukaryota; Viridiplantae; Streptophyta; Magnoliopsida; Gentianales; Rubiaceae
Source: the annotation of a GenBank genome assembly
AUGAGAAUCGCGGAGAUCUCGUCGCCGCCGGAGCUUCGCUCAGGCCACAGUCAAGAUGCCGAACCUCACUCUCACAUACUUUCUCAAUUCGAAUCAUCAAUUAAACAGCUCGAACUCUUAACAUCCACUGCCUUAAUACCGGAAUCUCUAUCGUCCGACCUCCGAUUAAACCUGUCUCAGCUGAGUCAACUCGCUCCGUUCCCCAACUCAGUAAAUCUACACAUCUGGAAACUCAGCUAUCGUCUCUGGAAUGCUUGUGUCGAUCUCCACAACGCCUCCCUCACCGCCGGCAGGGAGACGUUGGAGGAGCUCCCGAAGCUCCGGCAGCUCUCGGCCGAUCUCCUUUACGUUGCUGUUAACGUCGUCGGGAUCCCCUCCCCUUCCUUCAAGUGCGCCUCCUUCUUCUACAAGACUGGUCUCGUUUGGCAUGAUAUCAGAAAGUUCGAUCUGGCGAACAAUUGCUUUGAAAAGGCGGCUGAUCUCAUGUCGAAAGUUGAAAUCGAUUCAGAAAAAGCAGAUAAUGACGAGCGGAAGCUAUUAUUGAAUCUCAAUUUAUCUCGUUCUCGAACUGCUUGGGAGAUUCCUGACAGGACUUUGGCAAUCACGUUACUCAAUCGGUCAAAAAAGGCGUUAUCUCGAAGUUCAGAAAAUUACAAGGUACUGGCAUCUCAGUAUUUGAUGUUUGGAAAAGAUAUUUUGGCAAAAAAUGAAGUUUCUGGAGUGAAUGAAGCGUUGAAAUUGAUGAAUGAAGCAUUCGAGUUGUCUGAAAAAGGAUUAAGGAUUGUCAAGAAAGCAGAGGAGACCUUAGCAUUGAAGGAACUGAGAACCAAAACGCUAAGAUUCAUGGCGGCUGCGCAUUUGCAGAGGGAUGAAUUUGAGAAUGUGCUCAAGUGUGUGAGAAUUUUGAGGGAUGGUGGUGGGGAUCAGCACCCUAGUUUAAGUGUUUUAGCAAUGAAGGCAUGGUUGGGGUUGGCAAGGUAUGGUGAAGCUGAGAAAGAGUUAAAAGGCAUGGUGGUGAAUAAGGGAAUUCCAGAGGUGGUUUGGGUAUCUGCAGUCGAGUCAUAUUUUCAGGCGGCUGGGGUGGCUGGAGCUGAGACUGUUAAGGGACUAUUUUUGGGGCUUUUAGAAAGGUGCCAUGUCAGUGCUAUCUCAGCUUUAAGAGUAGUAAAUAGGCUGGUUGGGGAUGGCGGAGGAAGUGGUGGGGAGGGCUCAAGGACAAGGGCUAAAGUGGUGGCUGAACUGGUGUCUGACGAUAGGGUGGUUGCACUUUUUGCUGGAGAAGAAGCGUCUAAAGAGAGAACAACAAUGCAUUCUCUUCUCUGGAACUGUGCUGCUGAACAUUUUCGAUCCAAGGAUUUUCAGACUAGUAGUGUGUUGUUUGAAAAAUCCAUGCUCUACGUCCCUUACAACAUAGAGAGUCGAGUACUGAGAGCGAAAGGAUUCAAAGUAUUGUGUCUCUGUCACCUAGGCCUCUCUCAACUAGACCAAGCUCAAGAAUACAUCAAUGAAGCUGAAAAGCUUGAACCGAGUAUUGCUUGCGUUUUCCUAAAGUUUAAAAUCUACCUGCAAAAAAAUGACCAUACCAGUGCAAUAAGUCAGGUGGAGGCCAUGUCAAGGUGCCUUGACUUUACUCCUGAUUUCCUCUCUCUUGCGGCACAUGAAGCCAUUGCUAGCCAGUCUCUUCCUGUCGCAGUUGCUUCUUUAUCUAAUCUGUUAAACUUCUACUCCUCUGGGAAAACUCUGCCAACCAAUGAAGUUGUAGUUUUCAGAACUCUAGUGACAUUACUUACUCAAGGCCCUGGCGAUGCUUCAGAAAUCCUAAAGUACAUCAACCGCGCUCUUGAGAGGGUAUCUAUGAUUGGAUCUGACUUCUUUUUUGGGAAAGGCGAGGUAGGGAGACGAGAAAUGAACUGGUUUGCUAUGAAUUCAUGGAAUCUUGGGCUGCACAUGGCGAAGGCAAAGCGUUUUGGGCUAUCUGCUCAAUUUUUUAGAUCAGCAUCAGACUUUUAUGCAACUAGUAUUGAUGGUGAGGAAGGAGAACACAGUGUAAUGGUUUGCAAAUCCUUGAUAUUGAGUGUGUCUGCCACUCUUGCUGAUGAGACGCAAACAAACAAACCGCUGCUAGAAAAUGAAGUUAAACAAGCCGUUGAACUGUCAGAAAGAGCCGGAAAGAUCUUACAAUCAACCCCGGCUGCUUUAUGGAAAGAUGACAGUGGUGAUGCCAGCAUAGACAACUUCAUUUUUAUGUACACCUGGAGUUCAUACGAUCUCUACGCAAGGCUAGGUGACAUGGGACAGAAGCAGCUCGUCCUGAUAAAAAGCUUUGCGAGUUCUAAAUCUUGCAAUCCACUGCAUCUCCUUCAAAUUGGUCUUGAUGCUGCACAAGGACCAAGAUCCAACCCUGAAGUGGCUACUUUCACUCUGAAUACUUGCCUCUCUGCUCUUCUCGCAUCACCGAGUCCUGAUUACCAAACUGUGGCCCAAAUUCUGAGGCAUUUAAUCAUGGUAAGUACUAUUUUUAAGGGUGAUGCAGAUGGUGAAGCAGUUCUUGGCAUUUACAAACAAGCAUUCAGGAUAAUGGUGGGUUUGAAAGAAGGGGAAUAUCCCUCUGAGGAAGCCAAAUGGCUCUCCACAACUGCCUGGAAUCGAGCAUCAAUUCCUCUGAGGUUGGGGAACAUUGAAGUGGCAAAGAAGUGGAUGAAUAUGGGAUUGGAGUUGGCAAAGAAGGUUACAAGUAUGCAGGCAUAUAGGUCAUGCAUGGAGGGUUUUGUUGCUAGCUGCGAAGACAAAUCUCAUGGAUGCGAAAAUAAUGAAAGCAGGCUAGUGGAAGUCACUUAG